AUGUCUAACGAUCUUCAGCACCAGCGUGAAGAUAUGAAGACUGUCAAGGACAUGCUAACUCAUCUGGAAAAGUUGAAUGGUAAGCAAAGUUGCACAGUUCACUUUGAGAUCUCCAGAAGACUCUUCAAAGCAAAGAUGCAUGAUGGACAGUCGGUCUAUGAUCAUAGUUUGACAAAGAUCAAAGACAUCAAGGAGCUUCAGAAGCUCAAUAUGACCAUCCAUAAGGAUUUGCUGGUGGAUCUAAUCCUGCAGUCCAUUCCUGAUUCAUAUGGUCAAUUUAUUGUAAACUACCAUAAGAAUAAGAUUGAAAGCACCUUGUCUGAAUUACUCAACAUGUUAGUAACAGCUGAAGGGACCUUGAAGAGUUCAAAAGGCACCGUUCUUGCUAUUUACAAGCUUCGUCUUUUAAAAGAAAGUCUACUUAGAAGAAGAAGAAAAAACCUAUAA
Messenger RNA from Elaeis guineensis (African oil palm), 447 nucleotides. RefSeq lists its product as uncharacterized. NCBI's taxonomy places the organism in Eukaryota, Viridiplantae, Streptophyta, Magnoliopsida, Arecales, Arecaceae. The record is from RefSeq and is a predicted model, not a curated record.